This is a messenger RNA of Talaromyces amestolkiae, 1071 nucleotides long. RefSeq lists its product as uncharacterized. NCBI's taxonomy places the organism in Eukaryota, Fungi, Ascomycota, Eurotiomycetes, Eurotiales, Trichocomaceae. The record is from RefSeq and is a predicted model, not a curated record. Gene Ontology annotation, biological process: secondary metabolic process. The transcript has a single exon. Gene Ontology annotation, cellular component: cytosol; cytoplasm. The coding region runs from base 1 to 1071 and encodes 356 amino acids. Gene Ontology annotation, molecular function: carboxy-lyase activity; hydrolase activity.
AUGGCGCUCAAUCGCGGAACAUUAGAGACAAUCAAAGUCAACCGUGUCCAUGGAAAGAUCGCACUAGAAGAGGCCGUAGGCUCUUCCUACUUCGUUGCUCAUGGAACGUAUCCGCCAACUCCAAUGAUCUUAGGAAUGCAAGGCACUCUUCCUCCAUACAACCAAAGUUUUCUGCACGAUAUUGAUGAUCGACUCGAUGAUAUUCCCAAGCGAUUGAAGUCAAUGGGUGCCAGUGGUAUCGAGUAUGCUAUAGUUUCACUGACAUGCCCGGGCAUCGAGGGUGUCUUGAACGCAGACGAAGCGGUCAGGUUGGCAAAAUUAACCAACGACGACAUAUACGAGAAGUACGUCAAAGCCCAUCCGACACGAUUCGGGUUUUUUGCAUGUGUGCCUAUGCAGAAGCCAGAAGAAGCAGCAAAAGAGUUAGAUCGUGCAGUGACCGUGUUGGGCGCUAAGGGAGUUCUGAUCAACGGCUUCACCAACAUGGAUGAGAAGGAUUUGAGCAAAGUUCAAUACCUGGAUGAUCCGAGAUGCGAGCCAUUCUGGAAGAAAUCAAGUGAAUUGAACGUUCCAUUAUACCUACACCCUCGAAUUCCACCAUUUGGCCAACAACGGAUCUAUGAGAAAUACCCGAAUCUGUCUCAGGCAGCUUACGGCUUUGGUGUUGAGACUGCAGGGCAUACACUCCGCAUCAUGUGCUCCGGAGUGUUCGACAGAUAUCCCAAUGUUCAACUUAUUCUGGGACACUGUGCGGAGUCAUUGCCAUUUUUGGCCCACCGUAUAGACCACCGGAUGGCAAUCGGAGAAGCAGGCGGUAAUGGGCCGUACAAGAAAUCCAUAAUGCAUUAUCUUCAGAACAACAUCAUCGCAACCCUGGCCGGAGUACGGCGCGAAAGUACCAUGCGCAACACCAUUGACGAAAUGGGUGAAGCGCGUGUGCUCUUCAGUGUCGAUUAUCCAUAUGAAAGUAAUGAAGACGCUGCGGAUUGGUUUGAUGGAAUGCAGCUGAAUGAGAAUACACGCGCGGCAGUAGCUCGUGGAAACGCCAGCAAAACCUUUGGUUUGAUCUAA